Messenger RNA from Porites lobata, 25050 nucleotides. The record is from the annotation of a GenBank genome assembly. NCBI's taxonomy places the organism in Eukaryota, Metazoa, Cnidaria, Anthozoa, Scleractinia, Poritidae.
UAUGACACUCGUGCUGUAGAUUUCAGCACCGAAGCGAAAAGGCAAGUGUUUGACUGUUGGCCUCAGGGAUAAAGAUGUAUCUUAGCGCUUAUUCAGGCUAGGUAAGUUAAAAAAGAAAGAAUUUUCUCGAAAACGGCGUCUUGUAAUUUAGGGCUAACUAACGUUAUUAAAAAGCAGCUGUAUGUUUUGCAGCCAUGUGCGCGUGCAGGCUUCUGACCGAGUCGUCAAACUAUAUUCAUUCAACGCAGUCAUUAGUAAAUCGUCCACUGCUAAGACUUACUUAUAGUAAUGUCAUUUGCGCUACCUUAUGCUUAACAUAGUUUUUGUAUUUGUUGCCUGUCGCUAAGUAAAUGGCGUCGCAAUUAUUGAAAGCUAUUCAACUUCUUAAUCACCCCAUGCGCCCUUGCGCGCUGUUUUAUAAAGCAAACGGGCUAACACGUUGUUUUAAAAAGGUUAGCUACUAAUUCAAGCGUGCCUUGAAUGGAUAACUCCCUGUACUGGUAAUGAAAAAUGUUUAUUUGGGUUUAUUAGGCAAAACACGCACUGAGCUUUAUUGUGGAAGCUGCAUGGAGUGUGUAGCCAAUGUCCUAACCAAAAUGUAUCUGACUGUCUACCUACCAUUCAGGGCCGUUUAUUCCAGAGGCGGGUAAGCAAGCCGGGGGGGGGGGGCUACUUGAUUAUAAGAGCCUAAUGGGAAUGUGCCGCUAGAUGGGGUCGCACAUUUUCUGACUUUUAGGGUAAGACAGUUCAUUUUUACAGUUAGCAAACGUACUACAAUAUUUGUAUUGUUGGUGAAAAGUUAAGUGUUCUUCGUUCAAUAGGCCCUUUGCAACAGUUGAUCAUGAGAUCAACUUUCCGUAAACACGAAAACAAUUUGAUUUUGGAACAUUUUGUUAGCACCAGCUGAAAGUGCAUAUUAAAAUUUGGUAACCUGUAAAUUUUCAGCCAUAUAUCUCAAAAGUAGCAAUUGCAACGGCGGCCAAAAAUUAGAAAGAUUUGUAUGGGAAAAACAACUUUUGCCACCCAGUCACGCUUGAAUGGUUUUCCAUACAAAUCCUUGUAAAUUUCGAAAUUUUCAAACUGUCAUGAAAUACGUCAUAAUUAUGGUCACCCUGUUGACUACUGGGUCAACUAUGCAUGCUUGACUGAACUAUGUUCCAUCACAUGUGUCCAAUCUUUAAUUUGUAAUGGCCAAGCUCUGGAUGGAAUCUUGAAAUCCCUUUGGAAAACACAUUAAAUUAAUGAAUAAAAUGGACAAGUAAUAAUUAUUAUUUCAUUGUACACUGAUAUUAAUUUACCUAAACGAAUGUAACUGCCUGGAUAUGCAGUCAUCGGCAUGUCUGAUAAGCCAGGGCUAGUGGAUAUGGCAAUCAGGCAAAUGAAUAAUUGUGGUUUUAAUUUGCCUGAUUGGCAAGCAAAUUUUUUUUUUUGGGGAAUUCGAAUUACAUACUGAAGCAUUGUAUGGCAAAUUUUUUUAAUGAAAUUUCUGUUUAUCAAAAACUGUUUUUAAAGUUGAUCUGAUAAAAUGACAUUACUACAUUUAUUAUUACAAUAUUAUUAAUCAUAGCUAUAAAAAAAUUCUCAAAUUUGAUUUCAGCUCUAAUAGGACAGUACGCGUCAAGCCUAUGUAAUUGGACAGUAUGCGCCAUCACGUACACUUAAAUAGCUUUUUUUCCUUGCUUGCAAGAAAACACCUGGAAUUUCUUGUGUUUUUUAUUUUCAAGAGGGCUAAAAUGUCCGACAAAGUGUGUUAUGGUUAUGAUUAAUAAUAUUGGUAACAGAACUUUCUGUCGUCCAAUUCUGUCUAAUAAAUAAAUCUCUAUCCAGUGGACAGUGCAAUUGGUUUCCCUAAUACUCAUCCACUGUGUGGUGAUUAAUUAUCCGGCAGAUAACACUAUCCAGCUUUUGAACACCUGGGGCCUGGUUUCUUGUUUGGGCUAUCUUAUAAGGAAAAUGUAUGACCAAACUGAUGAAAGUUUGUCUUGAAAACGAGCCCCCAAUUGGUCCUGAAAAAUGUGCUAGCGCUGAAACUUUGGACAAGAAUAAGAAAACACUGAUAUAUUUGUGCUUGGAUGUGGGCUGCAUUUAUAGGACUGUUCAAUUGCUAACAAAGUCUACGGAUAAGAUUCUAUAAUGAAGAACCAGCACAUCAGUUUCUAGUUGAUUUUUAAGGGUGUUUCGACACACAACUCCAGUAAGGGACUAGCACAAGCAUAAGCUUUGUUUCAUUCUCUUGGUAUCUAGCUUGUGAUGGAGGUGUUAAAUAACAGUCAAUAAAAACCCCCACACUUGUUUUUGAAUAUCUUUCAGGAUUAUUAUGUUUUCAUAACAUUAUCAAUGAAUUAAAAACCAACGAUGCCUGUGACUGAGGACAUGGCUGGGGCCACCGAUAAAACCAAGCAGGAGCUGCAGCAGGUGUUGCUAAACUUGCUGAAGGGGAACCCGGAUAUUCUAAAUUCAGUGAAACAAGCUGCUUCUCAACAAGGAGGUCAUGCAAAUGAAACUGUAAGUAUCUUAUUUGAAGUGUAUUCUAGUGGAAAGCUACAUUGUCCUAAAAAUAUUGUUUAAAAUUACUUUAUGAUAACAAUGAACUUUAGUUUACAAAGAUCUCUGUUGUCUUGCCCUUAUCUUUUGCUAAUAAAAGACAUUUUAUAAGGAAUACUUUCUUAUAGUCACCAAGAAGUGGUGAUGAAGGUGCCAGGAGAGAUCAGAGAAGCCCAAAGAUGUCUAGCUUCCCUGAAGAAGAAAAUAACCUGAACCAACCAGGAAGAGCAAGUUAUCAGUGGCAACUGUCAGACAGUGGUGAGAAUGGAAAUUUUUCUUGUAAAAGAAUUAAUAUCUCUGGAUAUGAGCCCUUCCUCUCUCUCCAAAAAAAAAAUAGAAUAAAAUGAAGAGUGAAACCCAAAUAGAACCAGUGUGUGUCCUUACCAAGGGUUUUUCAUCUCCUCUUGCACAGACAGAGAGAAAUUUAAGAACUCAUCGGUGAGAAAAAAAAUUGGAACUUGUAUGUUAUCUUUUAAAUAGACCUUGCAACCCCAGUUUUUUCAACUUUUUUCAUCGACAAGUUAGGGAAAAUCUUUCAACUCCGCUGGAAAGAGUGCCCUUAAAUUAGUAACAUUGUCAAGUUUGAAAGUGAUUUGUUGGAAAUUUACAAUGAUAUAGCUCCCCAAAAUCACGCAGUUUUACCUGAGACAUUUGUAUGGUGGGGGGAUACAAACUUGCCCUUCACAAUACAAACGUCUGUAAAUUUUCGCAACUUUGCAGAGCUGUAUCUUAAUUCGCUCUUGUAAGACAUAUCACUUUCAAACUUAGCAAGAUUACUAAUAUUAAGGCGCUCUUUCAAGUGGUGUUAACAGAUUUUCCUUAACUGGUACAUAUCAAAAGUUGAAAAAACCAAGUGGAAGGGUCUGUUUACUUAUAAUUCAGCUAUAAUCCACUGAAAACCAACCUUCUCUGAUACAUUUCAUAUGUUUUUGUCAUCAUGGUACAAAUAAUAUAUGUACAGCAGUGUUGGGUUCUUAAAAAACUCUUAAAAAGCCUUCAAGAUGACUGGUCUGGCCAGUCAGUUCUGACCAAACACCCACAGCUUCUGGUGUGACAACCAUUCUAUGAGGCAAAUUGCAGUUCUUAUUUUUCAGUUUAAAUUGAUCUAACUUAAUUAAAUGAUCUUUCUAAUUGAAGAUGAGGGUAUAGACUCUGCUUGGACGACAGCGACUAGAAACAUGUCACCUCGUGAACUUCACAACUGGCGAAGGAGCCUUUACUCUAUUUAUGUAGGGCAUUUGCCUUAUGACAUUACAAAGGUAUUUCUGUUAUUACUACCUAUUAAUGAUUUGUGAACAAAACAUGAAUGAUUCUCUCUUAUUACUACUUUUGUUUUGUAUGACUCUCCAUACAUGAUUGACGGCAAUAAAUAAAGAUCAACAUUAUAUACCAGUCAAUCACAAUGUAGUUGUUGAUUGAUAGGGUUGACUUAAAAAAUUGAAAAUUUUAUUCAAUGGCAGAGUUGCUGUAAAAAUCCUUUUUUCUAAACCUAGAAUCUCAAGAAUUCUGUGGUAAACAAAUUGUGCAACCUUUGGUAAGAAUGUUAGUAAGAAAAAAACAUUUCUUCCCUUUUUUAAGAGUCAUGUUCUUUUCUUGUUGUUUGUUUUGUUGUUGGUUUUUGACAGAAAGAGCUUGUGCAGCUUUUCAGUGAAGUUGGAAGUGUUCAAGAUGCCCAUUUACAACCAGGGAGAGACCGUGGCUAUACAUAUGGGUCAGUAUUGAGGGAUACUGCAAUGUUUGAUCAUUUUGAUAAUAUUAUUUUUUUACCUUCAGCUGUAUUAGUUGCUUUUCCUUGUUCAAUAAAGUUUUUGUUGGGCUGCCUGUGGCAGAGCCAAUCAAAUUUUUAGUGGAAAGUGGACAAAAAAGACAAAGUUGGGGACGCAUUACACAGAAGGGUUGUGUCCCCUCCCCCUGCAAUGGGGACAAUUAUUUGACUUUUGAGUGGGGAGCUGGUUUCAGUAAUAAACAAGAAAAAAGGUAAUAAUAAUAAUAAUAACAGUUUUAUAGUGCCUAUCCAGUAAUGAUCUAGGUGCUUAACAAAGUGAAAAAAUUAGAAUUAAAAUAAAUUGAGUAAAACAAAUUUAAAUUUAAAUAAAACACAUAUAAAAUGAAAUAAAUCUUCCUAAUGACUAAAAUAAUAGUUCUUAAAUGGGUAGGUUUUAAGUUUAUAGAUUCUUGCAUGAGCGUAUGUCAUCAGGUAGUUUGUUCUAAAGUUUGGGGGUUGAGACAGCGAAUGCUCUAGAUCCAUAGGUCUUAAGGUUAAAGCUAACAGGAUUCAGACUGAGCAUAAAAGAUGACUGAAGCAAUCUAGACAGUAAGUAGCGGGUGAUUAGGUCUUAAAUGUAGGUUGGAGAUUGCUGAUGCAGAGCCUUGAAGGUAAGUAGUAGAAUCUUGAAAUUAAUUUGUUCAGAAACUGGUAGCCAGUGAAGAUCGAAGAGGAUGGGAGUGAUGUAAUCACACUUCCUGGCGCAUGUUAUCUGUCUACCAGCUGCAUUCUGAACCAAUUGAAGCUGUUUGAUGACAUUUUUAGGGACAUUAUAUAGUAGAGAAUUUCAGUGAUCGAGUUUGGAAGUUACAAAGGCGUGAAUAAGAAUAUCAGUAGUUUGCGUUGAUAAGUAUUUCCUUAUGCGGGAAAUGGUGCGACGAUGAUAAAAGGCAGAUUUACAAACAUUGUUGGCAUGGGGAAGCAUUGACAUGAUAGUGGUAUUGAAGAUAUCGCCAAUAUUUCUUGCAUUUGAAGAGGGCUUGAUUACGUCAGUUCCAAAGCGAAGCGGUGGUAGAGAUUGUUGUGGAUUAUACUUUGAGAAUAAGUAGAGAAGCUCAGUCUUGACUUUGUUUAGUUUUAGUCUGUUGAUGGACAUCCACUUAUCAAUGUCUGAAAGGCCUUCAUUCAUAUAUUUAUUUAGCUUCGCCUAACUAGAAUACAAUCUUCAUACAUGAAUACAUAAAAAUUCUUAGGCAGGGAGACCACUACAGCCUAACCAAUUACAGUGGAUCCCUCGAUAAUUUUAAAAAAAAAAAAUCGUUGAAAAAAAAAAAAACUAGAGCUACUGAUAUAUAAACAAGAAAAUCAAAAGGAAACAAAAGAGAAGUUCAAAUCGCUAGAAGCAGCAUGUUGGCAGGCACAGGAGAGGCCUUGCUAUUUUGCACCUGGGACAGAUUUUUCUCCAGGUUCUGAUUUCCUCAACAUCGUACAGGUCCAGCGCCUUAUUGUAAUAUUGAAGUGGUCCUUAAUCUUAGUGAUACUUUUGGUUAAUAUCUUGUUUUUGCAAUUUUCACUAAUAGCUUAAGCUUCUUGAAAACCCUUUCAGUAUUCAUCUUUGAUUUUGAAAGCAGAAGAAGGUGGGGAAUGUACAAACUGCAAGUAGGACAGGCAUAAGGCAAAGAAAUGAUGUAUUAAAAAGGACAUGCCGGGUUGUCAUUAAGGUUUUAGGUAGGUGGCAAAAGCUUUGGAGUAGGCAGUGAAGGAAAAAAAACUUGCACCACAGGCGCAACUUGCAAGCACUGAAAGUGUAAGUGUAAGUUACUAGGGGGGUCCGGGGACAUGCCCCCUGGCAAAAGGUUUGAAAACUGGGUUGUCAAUAAGGUUUUAAGUAGGUGGCAAAAGCUUUGGAGUAAGCAGAGAAGGAAAAAAAAAAACUUGCACCACAGGGGCAACUUGCAAGUGCUGAAAGUGCAAGUUACUAGCGGGGUCUGGGGGCAUGGCCCGUGGCAAAAGUGUUUAAAUCUCGGCCUCUUAGAAUGUAUUUCCAGCACUCUGGAGCAAAAAUUAGAGUGUUUGAACAGAACACAGACAUCGUUGAAUUUUGGCUUUUGUGGAGGUCAUUUCCAAAGAAAAGUAGGUGGCAAGUUCAUGAGAAAUAGCUGGCUCUUAUUAAGAACCCUGGGAGGGAAGGACUGAUCUCUGUCACCCCUUCAUGACACCUAUACAGCAUGCUGGGACAAUGUUGAUCUGAUCCUGAUAUGAUGAACAAUUCUGCCAGAUUUUUGUUGUAACCCUAUAACGUGAUUAGGGAGGAUUGUUCAUGUUUUUGCUAUCUUUUGUUAUUCUUCCUGCAUUGAUAUGUGACAUGUCUGUUAUUUCAAAUAUUGUGUGGCAUACAACUGAAGAGGUCAUACAACAAAACUAGUUUUGUAAAAUUGCCUAGAUAAAACAGUGUGUUGAAAGAAAAUCUCCAUUAGAUUUUUCUUUUCUCUGUUGACAUAUGCGCAUGCUGUGAUGAACUCUCACUGUUACAGGGACCAGACUAUUCAAAGGGUGAAGCAAAGUACAACAUUUUACACUACUCACAUUUUUUACUUUAUCAUUAAUCAAAUCAUAACAAUAAUAGAAAAUUUAUUCAAAAUUACAAUCUUCUUGGCACAGAACUGUCACUUGAAAUUUAAAUAAGAAGACAGUUACAUGUAAAACAACUGCUUGAAGAGUUGACUUUUCUUGAUUUUUCUAGCUGAAACAAAAUACAUGUUGGGGCCAUAACCAAACAGAAAUCCCUACCAAGGCAAUAUCAGAAAAGAAAGUAUCUUUCUAAUAAUUAUUUGUUGACGUUUAGCCUCUAAGCAAAGUCUUUCCUUGAGGCUCAAAGGAAAAUUGAAAACACUUACUGGGAUCAAGUUACUUGCUGUUUAUUUAAUCAUGAGUAUGAUAACAGACUGAAUUGGAUCAAGUUCAGUUAGCAAUAAAAAUAUUAAUCAAUAAAAUUAUUAAGAUCUUCCAUGAGUUUUUGCAAAACAUUAAAAAAAACAUUGAAGGGCAUGUGCUUGAUGGCACAUACAGUCGACUCCCAGAAACUCGAACCCUCUCUAACUCGAACCUCCCGCUCACUCGAAGCAAUUUUCAUUUCCCUUCGGAUCGUUUUCUAUAUAAUUUUACCCUCGAUAACUCGAACUCCCGAUAACUCGAACUGUUUUUUAUUUCCCUUGAAGGUUCGAAUUAUCGGGAGUCGACUGUAUUUUCAAAAUACUAAUAAUAAUAAUUGGCGUCAUACACUCAACGUGAUGACUUAACAAUGCUGAAAUCAGGGCUGCUGAUAGCCAUUCAGAUCAGAGAAUGUAUCAACUACAAUAAUUUAUUCUAAUUUCUUUAAUUUAUGUCAAAAAAUUCCAAUACAAGAAACAAUAUUAUUCAUCAUGUUAUAUCAGUGAUAGGACCAUUGAUGGCUUUUCACAGGACAGUCACGGUGUUAUUAAUAUUAUUGCAUCAUUUCAACCAUGGUUUACUGGCGUUUAUAAGGCACUGGCGUCAACAAUAGUAAAGCUAUUAACUCCCCCCCAUAAAUAAUUGAUACCAUCUCCUGAAGAGCAGACCAGCAGUAUGCAGUCUAAACAUCAUGAUUAAUAACAAAGUGACCAUCAUGAGACAAAGAUGAACAAGCCUUUCAAAUUUUCAAAACAAAUGGUUGAAUUCCAGGUAAACUAUGGGGUAGCCUGCACUUCUGCAAAAUCAGUAAUAAUGUGAAAACAACUGUCCAUUUCACACAUACAUGCAAAAAUCAUGACAUUUGAAAUCACAAAAUACAAAAACAUGAAUAAAGACCUCAGUCCGCUUCAUGGCCAGUUGCAGUUAUAGGGGAAGGGGGGACUCAAAAAUUUUCUCGCCUUGGGGUACAACCCUUUGCCUAGAUCUGCCACUGAUGAAGGAUAAACACUGUAGGUCCAAUCAUUCUUCAAGUAAAAAGUAUAGGGGCCCUGCAAUAAUAGUACUGUUAAUUAACUUAUCUUAGUUUAGGACAACUUUUUAAAAUACAAAAAUUUAUUGUGGGGGAUUAAGCCAAUAACUAUUCCAAACAUCAUAAAAACAAUUUCCAAAAUUCCGGGCACACUUAAUCUGUUAACUGUUAUAUAAAGUGGAUAUAAACGCACACAAAAAUUAAUGAAGGAAUCCAGUAUUUGAGAUGCGGUGCCAACAACGUUCCCCUCGCACCCCUCCCUUCAAUUUGUGGAUUGGCCUACAAUAGGAUCUAAGAAAAGUACAAACCCAAAGAAUGUUAAAUCCAGGGCCACUGUUCAUUCACUCUAAAACAGCGUUGCCUUUUUCGGAGUUCCCUUAGACAUUCGUUUUGGUCGCCUCAGAAAUUCAUCAAUUGCUCUGAUGCAGUGCUUCCAGGUAUUAAUUUUUUCGUCGGAAGAGAUCGCGUAGACAUCGUACACCGUGUCCUUCACGAAGCGAAGUCGAUCUGGGUCAACUGCUUCUUUCCCUCUUGUACCGGUACAAUUCUUAUUUUCCAGUUCACUUUGGUCAAAAAUAUGUCGCAGCAGCUGCACUGCAAAAUUUCCGAUGGAGCAGCUCUUGCAUUUGAUUUGAGCUAGUUCCUCCGGGGUGAUGUACUCGGGAAGGACUUUCCUUGUAACGAGCGGUGGAGUCGGCCCUUCGUUCUCAUUGUCAGAAUCUUCGCUCGAACCAAGAGUUUUCACCGAAUUAGUAACCAUCGAUGGCGUGUUGGUAUUCAAAGGAGCUUGAGGCCUUGUAGGAGUGUUGAUGGGAGUAGUGGUUUCCACGCGCGGGGAAGGCGAAACGCAAGAAGGCGGAUCAGCUGGAAGUUGUGUGGCGGUGGAGGGUGGCUGCUCGCCUCGCGAGUUUUCACUGCUGUUAAGAAUGGAAACGACCGGAGUAACGCUAACUGAGGUAGGUGUCGUGCCCUGGCUUAGAAAAGAGCCUUGCAGUGUAGGGAAGAAUGAGAAUAGCUGCUCCAUGCCUCGCAUGAUCUUGUUUUGGUUAUGAAGAAUGGUCGCUUGAUUCACCAUGAUGGCGCGUUGGUUUUCCAAUAUGGCGGAGAAGCGGUCUGGAUUCAGGGAGUCGUUUGGAUCCAUAGCCAUGCUUUACGCUUUGUUGCUUUCUGAAGUUGGAGGUUCAAUAGCUGUAUUGUGUUUUAAAGGUUUAAAGGACUAUUUGCGUUCCUUUAAGAUAUUAAAAACCGGGUCUCUUCUCCGGAACGCGAGUGAAACGGCGUCCACGUAAAAGUUAAUCGCGAGUAAACCCGCGUGACCAUGCUGAGGUACCGCGCGACCCACGUGGUACGCGCACAAACGAGGGUGGAAAAUACUUGGGUGUCACGUGAAACAGCUUAUCAAUUGAUUUAAAGAGAGAAUUUCCAGCUUUUUAAAGUGUUUUCUGAUCUCAUUAGUUUCUUUUAUUGUAGUAGAGGCUCACUAAUAUGAUACCAUUAAGCCUUUAAAUUUCUGAAAUAAGGUGAAGUAACCAAAGUUUAAAAAGUACGGUAUUGCAAAUUAUUGUCAAAGCAAGAUUGAUUGUAGAUGGUUUUUUUCAGUGGUCUUAAUUUUUUAUCAACAGAAGAAUUUAGACUUUCCACAAGUGUUGCAACUUUGGCAAAAUUCAUCAUUGAUAUAUAUGUUGCCUUAAUUUUUUUUAUUUUAAUUAAUUUUUGGUUUGGUUUUGGUUUUGGUUUUAUAAAAUGUUUUUAUAAUGUUAUUAAUUUUAUAGCUUUGCUUUGGUGUGACUGUGCAUUAGGUCAGUUUGUGCAAUGGUACAACCUAGUAUAACUAGACUUCUUACACCAAUUCCACUCCACUUUGAUGAGCAAUGGUUAUAAAAGUUGUAUAUUAUUUCCUUCAGAUUUAUAAGAUUUUGCACCCUUGGAGAAUGCCAUGAUGCAGUUUCCUUGCUCCAUGGCCGUCUCCUUGGUAACCGGACUAUAACUGUGGAAUAUGCCUGUGAGACCAAAGACAGAUUACAAGGAGAGGAUCCAAGUGAUUUGCCUCAAGACAGUGAGUACACCUUUAGUACAUUAACUGUGUGUAAAAUUUUUACACGUGAACCACCAACCAUAACGAGCUGCACGGUCUUAGCAACCAAAAAAACUCCUCAGUAUCCAGCUGAGAUAGCUGAGUAAAAGUCAGCUAUCUCAGCUGGAUACCCAGUAGCUUGCAACAUUCCCUAUUCCCUUAAUCUCUGAUCGUAUUUCGCAUCUAAUAUGAUAGAGGCGUCAAUUUUCACGCAAUCAUGUCAUCAUCCUGAGGCGACAAAUAAAAUUAAUUAAAAAUGCGGUAUCAAACAAAAUGUCCGGAAAAAAUAAUUCUGUGCCUUCUAAAAAGAACAUUUUAAAGUCUGCGGUCGAUUUCAUUGCCAACGUCUUAUAUAUCCCAGAAGCGCUCAGGCAUAAUAACAUCAUGCUAGGACUUCUACCUGGGUGAACCAGAAAGGAUAUAGAACAACUGCCUAAUUUUUUUUUUUCGCUACGGAUCGAAACGCUAAACGUGUUAUAUAUCCCAGAAGCGCUCAGGCAUAAUAACAUCAUGCCAGGACUUCUACCUGGAUGAACCAGAAAGGAUAUAGAACAACAGCCUAAUUUUUUUUUUUCGGCUUCGGGUCGAACGCUAAACGUGUUAUAUAUCCCAGAAGCGCUCAGGCAUAAUAACAUCAUGCCAGGACUUCUACCUGAGUGAACCAGAAAGGAUAUAGAACAACUGCCUAAUCAUGUUUCUUUUUCGGCUACGGAUCAAAAUAAUAGACGUGUUAUAUAUCCUAGAAGCGCUCAGGCAUAAGAACAUCAUGCCAGGACUUCUACCUGGGUGAACCAGAAAGGAUAUAGAACAACUGCCUAUUUUUUUUUUUCGGCUACGGAUCGAAAUGCUAAACGUGUUAUAUAUCCUAGAAGCGCUCAGGCAUAAUAACAUCAUGCUAGGACUUCUACCUGGGUGAACCAGAAAGGAUAUAGAACAACUGCCUAAAUAUUUUUUUUCGGCUACGGAUCGAAAUGCUAAACGUGUUAUAUAUCCCAGAAGCGCUCAGGCAUAAUAAAAUCAUGCCAGGACUUCUACCUUGGUGAACCAGAAAGGAUAUAGAACAACUGCCUAAUUUUAUUUUUACGGCUCCGGGUUGAAAUGCUAAACGUGUUAUAUAUCCCAGAAGCGCUCAGGCAUAAUAACAUCAUGCCAGGACUUCUACCUGGGUGAACCAGAAAGGAUAUAGAACAACUGCCUAAUUUUUUUUUUUUUUUUUGCUACGGAUCGAAAUGCUAAACGUGUUAUAUAUCCCAGAAGCGCCAGGCAUAAGAACAUCAUGCCAGGACUUCUACCUGGGUGAACCAGAAAGGAUAUAGAACAACUGCCUAUUUUUUUUUUUUUUUCGCUCACGGAUCGAAAAUGCUAAACGUGUUAUAUAUCCCAGAAGCGCCAGGCAUAAUAACAUCAUGCCAGGACUUCUACCUGGGUGAACCAGAAAGGAUAUAGAACAACUGCCUAUUUUUUUUUUUUUUUUCACGGAUCGAAAUGCUAAACGUGUUAUAUAUCCCAGAAGCGCUCAGGCAUAAGAACAUCAUGCCAGGACUUCUACCUGGGUGAACCAGAAAGGAUAUAGAACAACUGCCUAUUUUUUUUUUUCGGCUUUUUCACGGAUCGAAAUGCUAAACGUGUUAUAUAUCCCAGAAGCACUCAGGCAUAAGAACAUCAUGCCAGGACUUCUACCUGGGUGAACCAGAAAGGAUAUAGAACAACUGCCUAAAUAUUUUUUUUCGGCUACGGAUCGAAAUGCUAAACGUGUUAUAUAUCCCAGAAGCGCUCAGGCAUAAUAACAUCAUGCCAGGACUUCUACCUGGGUGAACCAGAAAGGAUAUAGAACAACUGCCUAUUUUUUUUUUUUUUUUUUUUUCGCUACGGAUCGAAAUGCUAAACGUGUUAUAUAUCCUAGAAGCACUCAGGCAUAAUAACAUCAUGCCAGGACUUCUACCUGGGUGAACCAGAAAGGAUAUAGAACAACUGCCUACUUUUUUUUUUUUUACACGGGUCGAAUGCUAAACCUGUUAUAUAUCCUAGAAGCGCUCAGGCAUAAUAACAUCAUGCCAGGACUUCUACCUGGGUGAACCAGAAAGGAUAUAGAACAACUACCUAAAUUUUUUUUUUUUUUACUACGGAUCGAAAUGCUAAACGUGUUAUAUAUCCCAGAAGCGCUCAGGCAUAAUAACAUUAUGCCAGGACUUCUACCUGGGUGAACCAGAAAGGAUAUAGAACAACUGCCUAAUUUUAUUUUUAUGGCUACGGUUUGAAAUGCUAAACGUGUUAUAUAUCCUAGAAGCGCUCAGGCAUAAUAAUAUGCCAGGACUUCUACCUGGAUGAACCAGAAAGGAUAUAGAACAACUGCCUUUUUUUUUUUCUGGCGUCCGAAGUUCUAAACUUGUUAUUCUUAGAAGCGCUCAGGCUUAAUAAUAUGCCAGGUUUCCAGCGACUGAUUUUACCUGAUUUUGCGGUGCGCAAGAAUGGAUAAUUUACCCGACUUGUAAACAGAUAUUUCCUUCAGCCGAUUGUGUCUCAUGCAGGAGAAUGUCAUGUCUGCGUUGUUUUGUUUCUACUUUAUCAAAGAAAGCUUAAUAGGAAGAUCGCAAUUUAUACUCUUACCAACUAUAAAUUAGGGCUGACCUUGAAGACACGUUGAAUUGUGCCACCAUCCUUCAAAAUAUAAUCUGGCUGCGUUUAGGGAGACAAUUUCCUCUUCCAUCCAGGUUUACUUGGUAUAUGUGUUUGCGAGAAUCUUCAGACAAAGAAUUGGGUAUACACUGAUUCGAAUGGCUUGGCGAUACUAAGUGCUUAAGUCUACUUACCGAUUACAACAUGUUUUGGAAGUAUUGAGAAGCGCGCCAAACGAGGUUGUCACAGCGUUCUCGAGCGAACACGGCGCGACCUGGAUUGAUAAAAUUACUAUUACAUGCAGCUAUCAUGCCAGUGAUUUCUCCUUUCGUCGCAUAGUGAAUAGUUUGUGAGCACAUCCUCGACUCUCGAAACAUUUGUCUUGCGCCGCUAUAGAAGUUGCUUCUCCCGCGAACCAUAGGUAGAUUUCCCGCUUAAUCUAAUGUUUGAUAAUUUAUGCAAAAGUUGACCUCGUGAAAGUCAGCAGUGCAUUAAUCGACUCAAAAAUAAACAGACUUCCUACAGGGUUUUGAACACGGUUUUAAUUAAAGUACUUUACGAGCGCUGCAGUAGUUGACCGCAAAAGUGUUACGGUGAUGGAUAUUCAACUGGAUGAUUGCGUCACUUCAUAGCAACCAGACGGUACGAAUUUUUUAACUUCCGGAGCGCUGAGGCUCGUAGUGCAGGGCUGUGCACUUUCAGCUUAUGAAUAAAUGAUAUGUUAUUUCUUUAAAACAAAGUAAAAAAUAGAAGUUCAGAGGCGUGUUUGUGUAGUAAAACUAAAGUGACAAGCAAAAAUUCGGUAAUUUUGAAGAACCUUCAAAAAUGACCAAAAAAUCAAGGUGUCAUUCUUGCACUGAAACCUUCAAUGCCAACCCUCCUGGUUUAUCUGGCUCCUAGAUACGGAACCAAUCUUCUGGUCUCCCUUAAGGUCGCCAAAUCUCUUGGAUAAGAUCUACUUUUGGAAUUUAGUUUGGAAUUUAACCCAUUUCCACCAAAAAUUUGAAUCAUUUUCGAUAUUCAUAGUUCAGUUUCUGGGGCAUUAAAUUUUUUGCUUAAUGUUUUUUUAUUGUUAAAAUAGUUAUAAUAUUUUCUUUUAAGUGAAUUUUGAUGGUCUGUACCUGAUGUAAGACCUAAAUGUCCUAACCCUUACCUGUGUUACAAUUAAUAUUUGAAGGCUUUGGUCGAUUUGUGUUUAUCAGGGGGGAAGGGUUGGCUGUUGAUAUCUUGCAAGGAGGGGGUUAAAGUAGAAGUGAGAGUCCCCAGGUCUUAGAUCUUCAGAGGUUAAAUCCAUAAAGGAAACUUUGAUGUUUUGGCUGCAUUGAUCUGGGAAAAUAUACCAAUCCAUGUUCCAGUGCCAGGUGGAUAUUGGUGAGUUAAAAAAGCAAAACUUUGCUGACAUUGUUGCUUACAUUUUCACUCAUUGGCUUACAAGUUUACACAUAGAGGGCAUCACCAUAUAAACAGAUUAAGCUCAGAAAUUGAAAGAACUGGUUGACUUGAGCAAUUUUUGGAAUUUUCAGCUCUUUGCUAGCUGUAUAAACCAUAAAAAUCUGCAAAAUUGCCGGAUGGCAAAACCUUAAUGAGCCAUACAUUUUGUGUGAACUUUUGAGGUCUUGAAAGAGAAUUUGUCCAAAUUUUCAGCCAAUGUGGCUAUGCAAUUCCUCCUUUAAUAUCAAAGAGUUUAAGCUUCACAUAUACGGCAAAGAGCAAACAUUAGUUUCAAGUUGAGAAUUUCUCAAAAUAAAAAAUGAACAGAUAUAAACAACCCAGAAAAUUCUUAUGGAUUGCAUGAAACCACUAAUUUAUGUGUAGAAAUAAUUAAUAGUGGGCGACAGGCAUAAGGGAAAAUUAAUGUUUGCCAUUUGACGUAAACAUGAUGAUUAACCUAUCUAUGCAGAGAUGUUAUUUUAAUAGCUUGAUCAGAGAAUGAAACUAUAUUACUUAGUAAACGCAAGUAAGGAGCACCUAGUUUUUUUUUUAUUUUUCAUGUUGUUUACUGUGAUUUUUGCACAUUCAAAUAGGUAAAAACUGCUUUUUUCUUUUCCCUUGUUAUCUUGAAAACUGUACAUUUUUAGAAAGUUAAAAUAUGUUUUUCAAACAUAGUUACCUUGUGGGGUUUUUGUGGUAAAUUAUCAGAAUUGGCAAUUUUCUGAGCCUGGCCAGCCAUUUGUAGUUAUUCCACUCACUCAGACUCUUAAAUGCUGGGCACCCUGUAUUCCAUAGGUUCUUGUAGCUUUGGGCCUCCCUGAAUUUUUCUCAAAGUGUACUGAAUGUUUGUGAAAGAAUGUAAUAUGUUGGUUUGUAAGCAUAAAAACCAUAGUCCUGAAAAGAAUGUAGGUAGUGUCCUUUUUUGUGUUUUUGCAUGACCUGUUGGCAUAACAUAUAGUGACCAAUUUACAUGUUUUGAUAAUCUCGUACCCAGAUCUCUUGUUUACAAAGCUGAAGGCAAGAUCUGGCCAAGUAGAAAAAUUCAAUUUUUUUGAUUGGCUAGACUGUGAGUGAAUGACGUGAGAGUGGUCUCCUGCACUACUGCUCCUGUGCAAUUCAUUCUUUGCAAAGUCUUCAGUAGUUCUGUUCAAAAUAUUUUCACUGAUGAAGUAGUCUUUGUCUCAACAUAAGUUGUAAAACCGCUUUUAUCUCAUCUUUAAAGACUUGUUAAAACUCUCUCUUUUGGUAUCAAAAUUAAGACCUUUGAAAUGGGUAAAAUAAUUCUUGCCUAGAAGAUGACACUUACUGCUUUGAGCACACACUAUGAUAAUUAAAUUUUAACUCACUAGCUGUGGCUUUGAAUUUGAUGUUACAUAGAAAAGCAACAACAAAUUAGUUUUUCAUACUUAAGAUAUGCAUAUAAACACGUUCUGUUAAGAGAAAACGUCACGGCUCUAUUUUGAGCAUGUGCUAUUUUUUCGCCAGUCACAUUCCUGACAGGGGAUCACGUGUACAAACUAGAUUUGACCAGAUCUCGCCUUUGGCUUCAUCAACAAGAGAUCUGGAUACCAGAUUAGGGUUUUGACUUCAUAUUAAACUGAUCCUUUAUAUUUGUUGUGCUUCAAUGUGUUAUCCUUGGUUUAAAUUUUAUUUUCUUUUGUUCGAACUCAUUAUCUUGUAUUACUAUACCCAAAAACAAAGGAAAUUAAAAUUUAAACCAAUAAUAAAAUUGAAUCACAACAUAUUCAUGUGAAAGUGAGGAAUCUUGUAGUCUUGUUUGUGAAAAGGAGCCCACAUUUGUUCAGUUUAGGAGCUUAAAGAAGCAUUUCUUUCACAAGUCCUUUGGCCUUACUAUUGAAACCAUUGAGACUGUUUUCUGCCAGUUAUUUGGGCAACUUUUAGAUCAUCUUGCCCCAUUUAGAAAGGUUAAAAUCCACAGCUGUAUAUUUAUUUUGGUUACACGAAAACCAAACUAUAAUAUCCCCCUCCACCCACUCCCCUCCCCCCCCCAAAAAAAAAAUAUACUAGCAAAAGUAUUAUAUUCGUCUCUGCUAGUAAUGGAUCAUUUGCAACAAAAUGUUGGUAAACAGCUAAGUCAUGCACGAUCCCUGACAUUUGUUUCAAAAUUUUAAAUGGUUAAUAUCGCACAAAAAAAAUAAUGUCUCAAUUUGAGGCAUCUGAGUUUCAUUAUUUCUAUUGAUAUUUACACCUGUAACAUGAAAUUGCUAACUUUGAAGUUUGAGGAUGAGCUAUGAAUUUUACCAAGCAAGAAUAAGUUAACUCUGUUGUUGACCUGACUGCAUGUGUUGCUCUUUCUACAGAGAAGGACAAACUUUUGAGGAAUGAUUAUCCAAGGGUUGAGCAUUUAUAUCGGUCCAUGUCUACUGAGGAGUCCCAGGAGAAAAUGAUCCUUUGGAAGCUACGUUGCUCUGCAACAAGACUGAAAUCCUCUACAGCUAUAAGUGGACAAGGUACAAGGAAAUUCAAACGGUGCAUGCAUCUUUAGUUAAAACUUUUCCAGUAAUCUUUUUACUGUUGUAUUGGUCAACUUUGGCAAGUACUCCUCCAGAGAGAGCCCAGUAGCCUAAGUUAUGUUUUGAUGUUGUGUCACUGUUUUCUUCUAAAAGUCAUCAACAGAAACUAGAGCGCUUUAAUAAUUUAAAUUUAUAUUCCUCAAGAACAUCAUAAGUAGAGCUGCAACAGUACACCUGAAAUGUACCCAUGACCUACCACAUUUUUCCUGUGAUAUAAAUAUGGAUAUUUCAACGAGUUAUCACACCCAUGUUAUGAUGAAGGAUGUCACUAAGAUUUCAGUUUGGUGGGUUAAAGUACAACAAGUAGGCGGGGAAUCAAAGAACUAGGGAUUUCGUUUAGUUUUAUUUUUCUCUUUUUUUAUUUUCCCAUGAAAGUAGCUGGGGACCAUGUUCAUAGUUUAGCCAGGGGAAAUCCCUGGUCCCAGGCUCUUAAUGACAGCCCUGUAUGAUGCAAGAGAAAUAUGCUACAUCGAAAAAAUUGUGAAAUCAGUGCCUUAAAUUAUUCCUUGCCCCUGCCCUGCAUUUUAGCUUUUGUAGGACUAACAGUAACCAGCCCUGCUUUGCAUGUUUUUCAUGGUGUACAAAUCCAUGCAUGUAUUUGCACCUUGUCAGCUCCACCCCUCACAUGCAAAAACACUUAAUUUGUCAGCACAGCUUCGUAAUAAAUUAUGUUGGUAACUAGUCUUGUCACACAUUGGAAUGUAUCAUAUGAUGUAUUGUUUUGUGACCCUUAGAUUGCGAUCACUUUUGUAUGAUGCGAAAAUGUUUCAUUGCAGUCCUAUCUCUAAGAUUGUUUCUUUACCUUUUAAGCUUUAGCUAAGAACGAGUUUGCCUCAGUAGGUGUCAUGUGUAACUUCCAUGUGAAGGUUGUUUUUUCAUUAUAUUUAUCUAAUUCUCAAGUUUUUUUUCUAGAAAACAAAGAAGAGCUUAUGAAUAAAAUUCAGGAAAUAGUCAGGAAAGUAGCCAGUCUUUCUGCAGAUACACACACACUGCCAUCUGGUUCAGAGGGAUCUCCAUGCUCACCUUGGAUUCUCAGAGAGUUAAAUGGGUAAUGAGAUGUUCAUUCUAGUUUCUUCUUGCUUUUCUAGUACUGUCUAUUACACAUUUGGUAUUACGUUUUCCAGGAGUUUCCUUUUGCACGUCUCUUCAUCAUUAUUAUUUACAGUGAAAGCUCUCAUGAGCGGACAUCCUCAGAACACGAAAAAGGUGUCUGUUACCAAAGCUGGCCACUUCCAGGGAUGUAAAAAUAUAGAGAUUUUAUGGGAGUUAAGAAAAACUGGGUUUUGUGAAGGCGAACGUAAGCAGAGCUGUCCGCUUUCGAGAGUGUCUGUUAGGAGAGCUACCACUGUAAUGGUUAUUAAUGUUGAUUCUCUUUUAAAGUGUUCUUGAUUUGUUGCCCCCUCCCUCGACUGGUAACACCCUCUGCUUAUUAAAUGGUUGUCGCUCCAAAUGGGUAAGAAAGAAGGAAUCCUAUGUGUUCUGAUUGGUUCCCUGAGUGCGAAAGACGGGCUUGCUAAGGAUUUCCGGCUCAAGAUCUAGAAUGGCAAGAAACACAAAAUGAAUUCGGCAACUCCGUUUAAGUCCAUAAAAAUGCAAAAUCGAAUUUGGCCUAAUAAUGCCAUGUGCAUGCAGAAGACAAAUUAAUGUCAGGCUGACAUACUGACUUUUUGAUAGACUGACAUGAUGACAAGCUGACAGUUAGGUUGAUUUGCUGCGGACAGGGUGACCGGCUAACAAGUUUGCAAAAGGAUGUGCCAAUCAGGGCUGUCAUUAAGUUUUGAAGCAGCCGCAGCAAGUGAAGAUUCACCCUUAACAUCUCACAAAAAUUUAUAGUGCCACCUUAAGCUUUCCACUUUGAUCACCCUUAACAUCAGCUGAGCUCAGCCGUAACAGGUAUAACGGGUUAUGGCCCUUAAUUAAAGCUCUGCCAAUAAAGGAAAGUAAACGAAACUAACGUCAGUAACUUUACUUUUCUAGAAAUUCUGGGCCUGAACAAAAAGCGCAGUCCUUGAGUGCAGUACAUCUCACAGACAAUUGCCAAGAGCAGUACAGAGGGUUUGGCAGUAUUCAACCUCAAGUGACUGGCUCAGCUGCAAUCGAUGGAGCUAACAAGAAAGAGCUUUUAGAAACUCCACAGAGACAUGAACGCUCUCCUGAAGCAAGUUCUCUGCCCUUUUCUCCUCCUGACCUUGCCAGAAGCAUUGGAUUGGGCCCAGAUAACGAUUCCUUAACCUCUGGUUCCCCGGGUUCUCCACCAAAGGAUGCAUGUAACAGCUCACUGAGCGACUCUGUCAGUGUUGGUUCAACUUCACCAGAAAGACCAACCGGGCAGCAUUGUCAGUUUCGUCACAGUGUGAGCCCCUCUCAUGGACAUGCCUCCGAGUCAAGUCAGUCAGAAAGCACAAGUUCUUCACCCUCCCGGCAAUUGUCAUUAUCGCCUGGUACAAUUUAUCGCGAAGAAGAGGAAAUCUCGAAAAAACGAGAUGACUGUCCCUCAGUGGCUGAACAAGGCACGGAUAAUAGUCAGUAUGGGCUGGAAACUUGUGCUGGAUAUACAAAUAAUCCUGAUAGCAGAUGCCAUGGUCCACCCAGCAGAAAUCAUUACAGUGACAUGGGCUUGUGUUCCUUUGACUCCGCUAGAGAUUGUAGUACCAAGCCAAGCGGUAUAACUAGUCAACUUGGCAAUCACCAUGAACACCAGCAACCUAAAGCUGCUGUGAAUAGCGGUUUUUUCAGAGGACAGAAACAAGCACAAUUUUCAGCAGUAACCUCUCAGGAGAGCCAAUCACAACAAGGCAGCCUUGAGGAUCCGAUGAAUAAAGGCAGACACGCUAAUUCAUCCCCUGUUCACCACGGCCUAAUGACCGACCCUCCUUAUCCUGUGGUCACUAAUUUAGACGUAGUAAACCAGAAACUAGCACCAAAUUCAUCAGGAAUGGUUGACCCUAAACCACCAUUGGUAUCAACUCAACACCCCAGUUCAGAGCAGAUAAGAGGGCCACCCGUUGUCCAACAUGGUUUACCACGUGCCCCUUUUUGCCCUGAGAAUGCUUCUGUUGGUAAGGAAGGGCAAAGAAAGACACAGAAUUCCUCAGCAGUCAUCCAGCCACAACAAGCCUCUGUGCCUAGGCAUCACCUAAAUCAGGAGAAAGUGCAAAUUGUUAGUGAAGCAAUUAAACCCAUUACUCAAAAGGGUCCACCGACUGGGAACAGUGGUGUUGACAGGGAAGGUUCCAGUAGGACAUACGUUUUCUCAGCAAUGACUGAGCAACAACAAGCAGGUGUGCCUAGUCAUCACCUAAUUCAGAAUAAAGCGCAAGUUGUUGAUAAUGGAAAUACACCGUUUGCCCAACAGGAACAACUGAAAGUUGUCCAGGGUCAUGAAAACACUAGUGUUUCCAAAGAGAUUCAGAGAAGGAUGCAAUAUUCCUCAGCUGUCACUCAGUCACAACAUGCUUCUCUGCCUAGUCAUCACCCAAGUCAGGAGCAAGUACGAGUUGUUAACGACGUAAAUAAACCCUCUGCCCAGCAGGGACACAUGAGAUGCCCUGUUGGUCCAAUGAGUACCAAUGUAGCAGUGGUUCCUCAUCCUCAGCAAGCUCCUGUGCCUAGUCAUCGUCCAAAUCAAGAGAAAGCGCAAGUUGUUAAUGACAAAAAGAACCCCUUUGUUGGCCUUUCAUUAUCAGGUAAACCUUCUGCUAAAAACGGCGACGUAGAUAACAAAGGGCAAACAAGACACGAACAGUAUUCCCCUGACAAACCUGAGCCACAACAGAGCUACGUUCCUAAACAACACGUCAACCAACCCUUUGCCCAGCAUUCACUAUUUGGUUUUCCACCUCUGGCUAAAUUGCUAGGGCAGAGCCAACAACUUCAGGCCAUGCAGUUGGCAAACUUGAUGGCAUCUGGAUGGCAUCAGCCUGGGUUUCCAAGGCACCCAUUUUUCACUCCUGGUAUAUUUAACCCAGGGAACUUGCAAGGGUGGAAUCCAAAUCCUCUUUUGCAGCAACAGCUUGGCAGCUUCACGGAUGCCAUUUGGAUCACCCUUCCAUGGAGAAGAGCGUCAAGUAAGGCCCAGGUUUGGCUUUGGAGUAAGGAAUCCAGUGUCACGACAAGGACAAAGACAUCAGGUUCCUGUUGGCAGAGGAUCAAACUUUGCUCCAAGAUUUCGAAAUCCUGUUACAGCCAAUGUUAAAGCUGCUGCGGAACCAGAGAAGAGCGUUUCUGAUAUGUACAAACUUGCAAGCGUAGACCCUAAUUUGAUUGAAGUCAAAAGUGAAUUUGACGUAGACGGCUGUAAGAAAGAGAAAAAUACGGCAAGUGAUUCACCAAAAGACAGUGGUUUGAUUCACCAAAAGACAGAAAAGCAGCCAACCACACCAUACAAUACCAAAGCCCAUGUGGAGUCAGCAGGACAAGCACUGGUGGCUCCAAGACAAUCUCAAGAAAAAAGUCCAAGUGCCGAAAAAUUUAAAGCAAUUUCUCCAAUGUCAGAUACUGCCAACUCACCUCCAGGCUCCGUUUUUGACACGUCGCCUUCAAAGAUGACCCAGAGUGAGAUACAUCUCAAGGAGGAAAAAGCAGAAUUAAAACGAAUUGUCAAAGCAAAUGAAAGGCUGAGGCAAUGUAUAGACUGGAAUAACUCAGGAGGGAUUUCCUAUGAUAUUGCUAAAGAGAAAAGGUGAUUGCCCCCUUCCUUUUGUUUAUAGGAAGCUUAAGCAACGACAACGAGAACAGCAAAAAUGCAAUAGGUUUAGAUCAUGAUUGGCAGAACAACAACUCUUGCACUUGCAUCGCGCUUUUUUGGACAUUUCUUAGCCGUCGUUGCACGACUACAGCGUGAAAGUGCCUUACUUCGUGUUUUGUGUCGCCAUCGUCGUUGCUUAAGCACCCAAAUGUAUUUAUUUUUUUACGUUCCUAUAUAAAUUGUUUUUUGACGUUCUUGUUGCCAUCGUCGUCGUGGUUUGGUAAACUCGAAUUACCUCUUGAAUCAUUAUAUUGUUUUCACGCCGCCUUUUACUGGUACAUCCAAGGAGCUGUUUGAUACAAACUCCUUGUUUUCUAGCUACAACUAGUAUGUUAAAGAUUGGACUCUAUGUCUAAAAGUCUGAGCUUUUGUAAAGUCGUUUUUGCAACAACCAGUAUUUGAGUUAAGAAUUUGUUGAUGAUAGCUUUAAAAUUCGCAACCCUUGACGUUAGACUCAGUCAGCUCGAAAGUGAAACCUCUGAGUUGAUAAAAAGAAGUCAGAACUCACCUUACUUCAUCACUGAUAACUAAAGGUAAUGUUACAGAGACGAUUCGCAACAAUGGUUUUUAGCUCAGCAAAAAUCUGCAGCAUUGCUGCGACAUUGUUCCAACAUUGCAACGCUGUGUUGCACUAAAAAUCGUCGUUGCGAAUCGUCCCGUGCCACAUCACCUUUACAUCUGUCGGUAAUUGUUACAUGUGUGUUUAUGCUAAGUUUGUUUUUGUCUGUGUUUUCCAGGGACUCCUUGAGGGCCGAGAUUCACAAUAAAGAAGUGCAGCUUCAGAAGGAGAAAGAAAUUAUCAUUGCUAGGUGUGAUAGACACUUUUAAACUGUCCAUUGAUGUUUUGUUUCGUUUUGUCUUUUACUCUAACAUACUGUAGAAAUCGCCCAAUGUCAAGCCUAAAUAAUUGUUCCUCUUUUGUUGUGCACUUAUUCCGUAAAGUUCAUAAGAGCCAAGUUGUUAUUAGUCUCCAAUCUUUUUAGCGGAAUUUGAAUUAGAUAGUAAGAAAAAGAGAACUUGUCAAGUAGUCGAAGAAAUAAACUCGUUUUUGAUAAGUCGUUUGUAAAAAUUACAAAUUAUAUAAACCCAGCAGGAAGGGUAAAGAAAGCAACUCCUGUUGUCCCGUUUCCCAUGACUCUUAGGGUGCUUUCCAUUUGUCAGAACUGACCGGCCAGAUCAUUCCCGUUGUAAUGAGAAUUUCACUUGUAAUCAAAGCUAUCUAGCCAGAUUAGUCAAAUCCUACAUAGAAUGCACGAAGGACAGGGGUUUUUUUAACCAAAAACUCUUGGUAAAAGCCUAUUUCAGUGUCAAAAUGACCGGUCCGGCCAUGGUCCGGCCGGCCAAUUUUGACUUUUGGCAAGCACCCUUAGUCUACCUUCAUACGAGUAGCUGUUUUAAUCCAACGUUUCUACUGUAGUAACGUUUUACAGUUAGAAAACUAAUUGCAAAGACAAACAUAAAUUAGUUAAAUGGGCUAUACCUGUUUGUUUCCUCUUUCUACAGAAAAGCUGAACAAGAGAUUUUAUAUGAGAGAGAGAAACUCGAAGCUGCUUUUGAUCAGCAACUAAAGAAAGAGGUUUGUAGUGACUCUAAAUGUCCACCUCGCUUCUUCUCUGAGAACCGUAGGAAUGUAUUUAUAUUUAUUAUAUAGAUACUGAUGAAAUACCAGGAUUUUUCCUUUUACUAAAAAAUGAUAUCGUCAUCGCGCGCAGUGAAGAUACUAUUUUUAUCUUUCACGUGUUAGGAUAUUGGUAUGGUUACUAACAUGAUAAGCCAAUUACAAGAGAGCUUCCCGCCCUACUAUUGUCUUUAUUUCUCCUUUAUAACUUUAUGUCCGAGUUUCAUAACAUUUUUAUGAUAGGCAUUUUGCGAUGGGUGACCACUUCUGAAUUGCACUAUUUUGCUGUUUCGAAAAUGAAAAAAAAAGUUGUGUUUUACGUAGGAAUUUCAUCAGUAUCUAUAAAAUAAACAGAACAUUACGUGGCCGCUUGGGCAUACGAAUUUUAUCUUCUCGUGCUGAAAGUAUCCGAGAGAUACUUUCAGGGCAUACGGCCACGUAAUUUAUCGUUCUGGUGUCCUGAAUAGGACUGUUGUUGAUCUCUCCGGUUUCACUCGUGAGAGACAAGGAGCUUUCAAAUGCUGCGACUGCCAGGCCACUUACAUUGGUGAAAACCGGUAGAAACCUUAGCACGCCACUGGCUGGACACAAACGAGCGACAUGAAAUAAUGACGUCAACGAUCACAUUGCUGAACACCAUUUACAGACAAAACGUCAAAUCGACUGGAACUCUCUCACCUGUAUUACGUAUUCUACACACCACUAUCAACGUCUCAUUUUAGAAAGGUGGUUUACUAACUUAGAACAAACGCCACUCAAUCGUCAAUCGUACAAACAACUUAUUGACGGACUUAAGCAAAAGUAACUACUAGAGAAUCACUGGACAGCCAACAAUUUGACUAACAAUAAACGACUAUUUAACUGUACCAACAGACAGAUCAGAUAUCCAAUUACAUCACUUAACUGACAGACGACCAAUAAAUCGCGACUUAAUUGACCAACCAGGUUAAUAGCCAGAGUUAAAUACCAUCAACUUACGUGAUACAACUCUCUUUGACUCAAGGUAACUACAGUACAAGUUGUCGAAACGUCAGUCACUGUCAACAACAGUCCUAUUCAGGACUACGUUCACCCGGACAAUCAUACUCAACCUACUUGUGAAAUGACUCCUGGGUUGAAACCUUUCACAAUGUAUUUAUGAUAUGGUUUUGCGGUUUCCAUGUUUUACAAGAAAAUUGUAUAUCUCUGAGGUCUGUAACAAUUGCUAGAGAAUGUUCGAGGCAACGGAGAUUCAAUUGCCAUAUUUUUAAAUAUGUAGUUUUAUUUAUUUAUUUAUUUAUUUAUUUAUUUAUUUAUUUAUUUUGUAGCUUGAGACAGAGAAGAGGCUUGGUGAAACAAAAAAUAAGAUUUACCUGGCAAGACUAGAGAACGAACUCCUGAGAUGCCAUCAAGACCUCCACGGCGUAAUCGCAAUUGCUGAAAAAACAUUAGUUCAUUUUUGAAUAUGAUUAUUCUGGAAUCAAAAUUGCGUGUAGCAUUGGGACUGUGCAUGGUAGCCGAAUUUGUGAUAGAUCAUUUCCACAGAGCCGGGUGUACUUGGACCCAUUCAUUCUUAUACUAAUCCACUGGCCCUGGUGUCUCCUUAAAUUCCUUUAUUUAUCUGUGUGAUAUUUAAGUGAGAUUAUCACUAAUUUAGCUUGGUUAUCAUGGGUUUGCGUUUUAAUAAGUUGCGUAUUUAUAUUGUACGGAAAGGACAUGUUGAUGGGAAAGGCAUACUUCAUUACAUUUUGUGAAGCUACAGACUAGCUAUUAAAUAAUUGUUUAAAAGCAUAUAAUAGUCAAGUUUAAAACUGCAUAUGCUUUUAGUAGAAGAGUUAAGG